Molecule: messenger RNA, 4144 nt
Organism: Gambusia affinis (western mosquitofish)
Lineage: Eukaryota; Metazoa; Chordata; Actinopteri; Cyprinodontiformes; Poeciliidae
Exons: 8
Coding region: 752-2188 (478 amino acids)
Cellular component (GO): plasma membrane
Molecular function (GO): transmembrane signaling receptor activity
Source: RefSeq, a predicted model, not a curated record
AGACGCAGCAGCAGGAAACCAUCAUGAUGGCCCGUCUGUCUUCGCUCUGCCUCGUCUUCCUCUGUGAGUAAAUCACCUCCAGCUGUUUAUUUACAUUAUUUAAAAGGUUUUCCUCUCAGUUGAAUUUAUUUUGGUAAUUUAAACACGUGACUGUAAAAUGUUGUUAACGAAUAAACUAUUCAAACUUUGGAAGAACCCAAACAACUGGCAAAAUUAAAAAAUACUCUCAGCUUUUCAUCAUGGAACAAUAAAGGUAUAAAUCAUUUAGAGAACAUUUAAAGGAACAGAGAAUGGGAGUCGAAACCAGGACGGCCUCCGUAUUGGGGCGGCCGCUCUGACCUCUAGAGACAACACUUCUGAUGGAACAGAUUUAAUCCUUUCAAAGCUUUCAGUUCAAUGUAACUGAUUGAUUUUCAUUAAUUCAAAUCGAUUAUUCAGACAAAAUUUAAGAGUAAACAUGUAAAUACAGAACUUCCUUAAACGUAAAGCCCCAAAGUUAUUCUCAAAACCCUUUUCUGAACUUUCAGAAGUAGAUAAAAUAAUCUCACUUCCUAUCAGUAAAUAUAAUGUAGAUUUAUCUGCAGAUAAAGUAUUUGCAGGUCAGAGUUUUAACUGUUCGACCUUCACCUGGAGAUUCUUGCUGACAUCAUAAAAAUAAAACAGAAGCCAGAACUUUAACAUAAAGAACACGACUUAUUAGAUCUGAAAUGUGCUCAGUACCGCAGUGUGGCCACUGGGUGUCACUGUGGUGAUGGACUCUGACCCCAACAUUCAGAGUCACAUAAAGACAGUUACAAAGUCGGCCUUCAGUCACCUGAAGAACAUUUUCAAACUGCACAGAUGCUGCAGCUGGUCCUCCAUCUUCUUUCUGUGGACUCCAAGUCAGAUCCUCUUUCUCAGCUCCUCCUUGUUUCCUUGUUCUUCUCCCUUCUUCUUCUGCAUCAGUAGGAUUUUUCUUUACUUCCUCAGACUAACCUGCUCAGCCAGAACAACAACAACCUGCACUGAUGCAUUAUUUUCUGCAGGGCUGCAGGUUGACGACAUCAGAACACUUGAAGUUCUGAGACAAUAUGGAGUUUCUGGGGAAGACAUCAUGAUUUCAUGUGUCUCUUUCUCAUCUGGAGCCUGGAAGUUCUUCUGCAGGGAAACCUGUGAAGGAGAAAACCUCCUGAUCAGAACGAGUGAUGACACAGCUCAGAUCGGCCGAUACAGAACUGAAUAUGUCCGGGAAGCUUCCAGAACUUUCUCAGUUCUGUAUGUGAGCAUCUCCGAGCUGACCCGGUCCGACGCCGGUCGGUACCGAUGUGGUUUGAGCGACUCUUCAUCAUCAGCUUCAUUCCUGGACUUCAGGCUGGUUGUUGUGGACGAUCUGCUGGAUGGAAACAAAGUUCCUGACCUCCUUACAGAAGCCGGCAGCUCAGUGACAGUCGCCUGUUCCUUUGAAGACUCUGGGAGAAAACGACUGUUCUGCAGAGGAGAAUGUGGAAACGAAGAAGUUCUGGUUCAGACUGAUGGAGUCAGAGCUGACAGAGGCAGAUACAGCAUUGAAUACGAAAAAAGACAAAAAUCAGCGGUUCUGUUGGUGACCAUCACACAGCUGGUCCAAUCUGACUCCGGACGGUACCGAUGUAAACUGGACAGAGCCAUUCGAUCAGAUCUAGACAGAGACUUUUACAUCACCGUCACUGAUGCAGUCGACCCGUCCAGCUCCACACCAACAACAACUGACCCGUCCAGCUCCAGUUCAGCAGUUGGCCCGUCCAGCUCCACACCUCCAGUACCAUCACAGACUUUCAGCUCCAUUUCAUCUCAUGUUUUCACAAACAGCCCAACCAUCUCCACAGCAACAACUCAGAGAUUCAACUCCAGUUCAAGAAAUUUCACACAUCAGAGAUCUUUUAAAACCAGUAACGACUCGGUUCAGUUUCAGGAAAACAAAGAAAAACCUUUCCUCUACGUUCCUGUGAUCGUUGGUGUGACUCUGGCUGCCAUGGUGGUUCUGAUCUCAGCAGCUCUGACGGUUUUCUGCAGGAGAAGAUCUCUGGGAGAUGCAGAGAACCAAGGAGCUCCAGCUGCAUCAAAAUCCAUAUAUGAAAACUCCACUUUUGAGAAUCCCAUCUACCAGGACCUCAGUUAUGUCACCAAAGAAGAGAAUCAUAUCUAUUGUACCAUAGAAAACGACAAAUAAGAUCCUGGAAUCUGGUUCUGAGCCUAAAGAAUAAUGUUUGUUCUGCUUAAAUCAGAAUAAAAUGGAAUUAGAAAAUUCAUUCUUGCAUCAUCAAUAAAGAGUUUGACAUGUAGCUUCAUAUUAUUGAAUAGUUGUUGAUAAAGCUGUGGGUCAGUUCUCUGAACCGAGGAUCCAAGUCUUUGUCAUAAAAUGGACAAAGAUAAAAUGGGAAACCUGUUUGGUACCACAAGGCUGGAUCCUGGGACCCUCUGAUUCAAUACCCACAUGUUCCUGCUGGCUCAGCUUCUAAUAAAAAUACAUUAUGAUGUCACCAGGUGACUCUGAACCAUCCAAUCACUGAACAGAUUUUUAGAUGUGUGGAUGUGCCAAAACUCUCUGAACAGAAACUAAACUGAAGUUAAUAAAGAGGAGCAAUCUAGAGUUAUAGAUCUAGAGUCAACACAGCUUCAGUUAUUACAGCUGGAAACUAGAGGUCAUGCUGACCUCUGACCUCUGACCUGAACGUUCAGAGUCACAUAAAGUCAGUUACAAAGUCGGCCUUCUGUCACCUGGAGAACAUUUCCUGGGUCAGAAGAGUAAAGUUGUAAAAUUCAACUUGAUUUACAGCAGAACUCAUAAAAUCCUCAAAGGGGAUCAGUCACAGGAAUCAGGUAAAAUAUGUUAAAUAAAAUAAAUAUGAUUAAUAUAAUUCAUAAUAUAAAUAAUAUUAUAUUUAAUUUGAUAAGAAAAUAAAUAUUCAUCCACACAAUAUAAAAUUUGCUGAUUUUUUAGCAACAAUGAUUUAUUCAAAAAUCCACAAUACUAAGAAAUAGAUAAAUAAAUCAAUAAUCAAAAAUAAUUACAGGUUAGAUUUAAAUCACUCAGUUUAUGUCAGCUAAAUAAUUAAAUGUCCAAACAUUUCUGUUGUUCUUUAAUGAGAAUGAUGUCUGAAGAGUCCCAUAUCCUCAAAAAACAAAACAAAGUCCUGCAAGCUUUUCCUUGUUUUACUCCAAAGUUCCAAUCCAACAUAAAAAAUCCAAAAAAGAUGAGAAUAAAGAGUGGUAGCACCAAGAAUCCCCAAAAAGAAAAAUAAAGUCCAGAUCUCACUGGGAGUGUCUUGGUGCCGUCCUUAAGCGCUCGAUCUGCGGCUCGAUCUGCGGCUCGAUCUGCGGCUCGAUCUGCGGCUCUGUGGCGAACGUUGAAUGCUGUUUUCUGUCUUUUCUUUGAUUUUUUUACAUGUUUUAAACAUUCGAUCAGGUCAAAUCUCCUGCUGCACAGAUCUGACUGUGUGUCACUUUUUAUUCAUUAGUUUCAACCAGACCUAAAACCAGUAGGAUGCUGCACAAAAUCAGUUUUAAACAGUGGAAAUACAGAAUAAUUUAGACAAUGGAAUAAUUUACUCUUUAAUGAAUUUAUUCAGAGAAAAACCAACAGAGUUUAUCGCUGAGCUCCUUUAAAUCAAGGAUAAAAUCCCACCUGCUUAGAUCUGAAUUUAUUAGUAAUAAAUGGAACAUUGAUCAAUAUAUUUGUUCUAUAUUUUUUUGAUGAUGAUAUUUCUAUUUUUCUUUCAUAAUUAUUUACUGUAUUGUGUUUUUAUGAGGUAAAGCAUUUUGAACUUCCUGUUUUAUAUAAAUAAACUUGACUUGACUUUCCUGGCUUCAGUUGCCCCUGUCUGACCUUUGACCCUGCUCCCUGCAGAGCAGCAGUUGAGCUAUCAGGUUGAUCUGUCCUCAGUUAACAUGAGGACAGUUUCAUCCCUACAUCCUUCGCUCAGACUGCCUGCAAUGACCAGUCAUAUCCAGCAGAUGUCGCUAAUGUCACGUUCAGGUGAAGAAGACGUUGAUCCUCCAUGAUGCUUCACCUCCCAUCCUUCAGCCAGGUGACAAAGAAACAACAUGCAGGACAGUUCCUUCUGCGGAGCAGCUUUACCUUUAACAUCUUUACUUUAUGAAAUAAAUAAUAUUUAGCUGAUCUCAU